Messenger RNA from Hemicordylus capensis (graceful crag lizard), 3512 nucleotides. RefSeq names its product fidgetin like 1 (gene FIGNL1). Gene Ontology annotation, molecular function: microtubule severing ATPase activity; ATP binding; ATP hydrolysis activity. The coding region runs from base 390 to 2462 and encodes 690 amino acids. The record is from RefSeq and is a predicted model, not a curated record. NCBI's taxonomy places the organism in Eukaryota, Metazoa, Chordata, Lepidosauria, Squamata, Cordylidae. The transcript is spliced from 2 exons.
UCUUUCCCGCGCUCUCCCCGACCGCUAUCGGUCGCGGCAGUACCGGAAGGAGAAAGAGGAAUUGAGCAGCAGCCGCUGGCGCUGCUGGGCGGAGAAGAAGCCAGCCAGAGCUAGCCUGGGAAGGGUCCGGCGGUGAGUCGCUCUUCAUCCUUCCCAAGUCACGUCAGUAUAGGACGGAGGCAGGGCAAGCCGCACUGUGACUGGGGCAGAAGGAGAGGAGAAGGCAAUUGCCCGCGAUGAUGGGGCCGCUGCAGUGCUGAGCCCUGCCACUGGCCCACUGAAUGCUCUUCCACAGAUGCCCUGUGAUUAAGGACAGGGCCUAUUCAUGCCACCCCCAAACAGCGCAGUUUCUAAUAUAUGCUGGAAACACAAAACUGAAGAAUAGUUGAAUGAUGCAGACCAAUAGCCCCAGUGACAUACACCUGAGUGAGUGGCAGAAGAAUUAUUUUGCUAUUUCCUCUGGCACCUGUACACCAGGACAGAAGGCAGAUGCAUAUCGUGCACAGAUCUUACGCAUUCAGUAUGCAUGGGCAAACUCUGAGAUCUCCCAGGUUUGUGCUGCCAACCUGUUCAAAAAAUAUGCAGAAAAAUACUCUGCAAUUGUUGACUCUGACAAUGCAGAGACUGGCUUGAACAACUACGCUGAAAACAUUUUUACUUUGGCAAGAUGUCAGCAAAAUGACAGUGACAAGUGGCAAUCUGCUUUGACAACAAGUAAUGUGAUGGAAUUGAAGUGUGUGCAAGAGAUGGUGCAGGCUGGCAAAAAGCUCCAGAGCUCUCUGAUGGCACAAACAGAUGUAAGUGUUGAUAAAGAGGUCAGUGCCUCUGUUUCUUCAGGUCUUCCCAAGCUCACUCUCUGCAGUGGUGAUGGGGAAUCUGUAAUGGGAGCUGGCUCAUCGGAUUGUAUAAAUCAAGGACCCAAUAUCCUUGGGAGGGCAUCGGCCUUGAAGUUUCGUCAAAAUGGUAUGCCUGCCUCCACUGAGGCAAGAGAUGCCCAUUCUCUUCUGUCUGUGCCUAUAAGUGAAGUGUCUGAUAUUGCUUCUUGUGCAACCCCAUUAUUUGGAAAAAGUGAAUUGGCAUUUAAUAGUUCUCUGACACCCAUAAGUAAUUCUAGUUUGGGGCAAAGUUCAUCGUUUUCCACUCAGUCUUUUGUUUCUGCAGGGAUAGGCAAUCUGGGAAAAAGGAAAACCUUUUUUGCAUCAUGUGAAGAAAAUCAGAACCUAUCUUCUGGUUUUCUGCUUCAAAAGUCUUCAGGAGACACAGAAGGGAAAUAUUUCGUAGGGAAUGGAAGCAAAAACAGUGAGAAUGGAGCACCUGGUUUCAAAACAGCGAAAGAUCAGCUCUGGACAGAUCAGCAGAAGAAAUACCAAAACCAGCCCCAACGUACACAACUCCUAUCUUAUGGUGGUACAAAAAAGUCUUUGGGAGCUGGAAGAUCUCGGGGUCCAUUUGGAAAGUUUGUCCCUCCGGUGCCAAAACAAGAUGGAACUGGAAACAUAGGAAUGCAGUGCAAACCUUAUGGACCUGGGUCUACAGAGGUGGCUUGUCCACCAGAUGAACGGUUAAAGAAUAUAGAACCCAAAAUGAUAGACCUUAUUAUGCAUGAGAUAAUGGACCAUGGGCCUCCAGUAAACUGGGAUGACAUUGCUGGAGUUGAGUUUGCAAAAGCAACUAUCAAGGAGAUAGUAGUAUGGCCUAUGCUGAGACCUGAUCUUUUUACUGGCUUACGAGGCCCUCCCAAAGGAAUUCUUCUUUUUGGUCCUCCUGGGACAGGGAAGACUCUUAUAGGCAAGUGUAUUGCAUGCCAAUCUGGGGCCACAUUUUUUAGCAUCAGUGCCUCUUCACUGACCUCCAAAUGGGUAGGUGAGGGAGAAAAGAUGGUCCGUGCAUUGUUUGCUGUGGCACGAAGCCAGCAGCCAUCAGUAAUUUUCAUUGAUGAAAUUGAUUCUCUCUUAUCCCAGCGUGGGGAGGGGGAACACGAGUCUUCUAGGAGAAUAAAAACCGAAUUCUUGGUUCAGUUAGAUGGAGCAACAACUUCUUCUGAAGACCGCAUACUGGUUGUGGGAGCAACCAACCGGCCACAGGAGAUCGAUGAGGCUGCCCGAAGGAGAUUAGUGAAGAGACUCUACAUCCCACUUCCUGAGGCUUCUGCCAGAAAGCAGAUAGUGUCUCAUCUGAUGUCAAAGGAACAUUGCUUCCUAACUGAAGAGGAAGUGGACCUCAUUGUUAAAAAAUCAGAUGGUUUUUCUGGAGCUGACAUGACUCAGCUUUGUCGAGAGGCUUCUCUGGGCCCUAUCCGUAGCCUUCAAUAUGUUGACAUUACAACUAUCACACCUGACCAAGUACGACCUAUUGUUUUUCAAGAUUUUGACAAUGCUUUAAAAACUGUGCGGCCCAGUGUAUCUUCCAAAGAUCUGGAAUUGUAUGAUACUUGGAAUCAAAUGUUUGGGUGUGGAAGAUAAUUAGGAAUACAUCUGUUUCAUUGGGUUUUGUGAUAACUUGUAUUUUAACUGACUUUCAUUUAUAGAAUGUUCAUGAUCUUGUAAUGAGUAAACUCUACAUUGACUUAUGCUCUUUUGCUUUGUUGCCUGAGCUACUAAGCCCUCUGAGCAUAGGUAGAUUGUUUUGCAAGACAUUAUUGAGGUUACCAUCCUGAUCACCCUUCCUAGGAUGUAAAUCCCUUUGGAUUCAAUGGGAUUUAUGUGUGCAAGUUUCGGUAGUAAAGUUACAGUGUAAACAUAUCAGAGCUGUUCCACCAUAACCAUUCAUACAAAGAAUCUGUAAAGCUCUUCUGUAUUUUGCUAUAGUUUUCUCCAAUCGUUGAUCUUUUAUUGGUCAACUUUAAUCUGAGACACUGGGCAUGCUCCAAAACAUGUACAAAGCAACCCUUUCCCAUGCACUUGCAAUCCCAUGCACGUGCAAACUGUCCAGACUGUUUUGUUUUUCGUUUCCUUUAAAGAGAAAAAAUACCACAUGAUUCUGUGUAGUUUGAAUCUAAGUUUUCUGACUCUGGGCAUAAAUGCAUGUACAAGGCAUUCUGGUGCUGGACUGAUACAGUGAGUUGUGCAAGUAUUUAAAACUCCAUAUUACAAUUCCUCAUUGAUGAGAUUGAUUCCAUUCUCACAUUAAAUUGGAACUUACUAGUCUCAGAAAGCUUUAUAAAACCUAUAACCAGUUUGGCAAUUAUUUUUUCCUUGGAUGUUCUUUCUAAUGUCUAGAUAAGGACCAAAACAUCUGUAUCAGUCUUGCUCCCUGCUGACAUUUUGCCAUGUAAUUUUGAAAAUAUAUUGAUAGAACAUAAAUAUUGCACACAUAACUGUAGAAGCUAUCUAAAUGGGAAACUUUAAAACACCUUAAUUAAAUGCAAGGGUGGCUUUUUUGAUUGUAGGUUACUGUAUGCAGCCUAGAGGAAUGCCUAGUAUGAAUAAGUUCUUGUUCUACAUACAUUGCUGAAUUUAUCAAAUAUAUGACUAAUUGUAUCAUAUUAAAAAUAAAUUAUAUUUUUUAUUUCA